Molecule: messenger RNA, 1131 nt
Organism: Fusarium pseudograminearum CS3096
Lineage: Eukaryota; Fungi; Ascomycota; Sordariomycetes; Hypocreales; Nectriaceae
Exons: 3
Coding region: 1-1131 (376 amino acids)
Molecular function (GO): zinc ion binding; oxidoreductase activity
Source: RefSeq, a predicted model, not a curated record
AUGGAGAGCCAUCACCGAGCUGCUGUCGUGACUCGCUCUGACACGGGAUUUAAAUUCCACAUCCAAAAUGUCCCAAUUCCCAAACCACAACCAUGGGAAAUUCUUAUUAAACUCUCCGCGACUGGUGUUUGUGGUACAGACAUGGCUCUCGCGGGUGGUUACUUAGGCCCAUGUCGCGAUAUCCUCGGCCACGAAGGAGUAGGACGUGUCGUACAAAUUGGUUCCGGCGUAGACCCAUCCACCAUCAAAGUGGGUGAUCGUAUCGGAAUUGCUUGGGUGCGAGAUGCUUGUGGGCAAUGUUCCUGCUGUCGUGAACCCGGUGGUGAAGUCCGGUGCUUGGAUCAGCAGAACUCGGGGCGAAAGUGGGACGGCACAUUUGCUGAGCACUGUCUUGUUCCUAGUCGAUACGUAUUGACCCUUCCAGACGACCCCGAUCUACCAGAUGAGCUUGUGGCGCCUAUACUAUGUGGUGGCGUCACUGCUUACAAGGCCUUGAAGGCUUGUGAAGCUACACCGGGAGACUGGGUAGCCAUAGUCGGAGCAGGUGGUGGAGUAGGAGGUCUUGCAAUACAGUAUGCCAAGGCUAUGGGAUAUCGGGUGACAGCAGUUGACGUCGGCCCCGCAGAGGACUUUUGUAUGAAAAUGGGUGCCGAUGCCUACUUUGAUGGCUCAAGUCCUGAUACACCAGCAAAGUUGAAGAAUCUUACUCCCAAUGACGCUGGAGCGAAAGCAGUUAUCGUCACAGCAGGAUCAGGCAAGGCUUAUCAGAAUGCCAUUGAUCUUGUCGCCGUCUUUGGUACUCUCGUUUGUGUGGGGAUACCAUCUCCCGAUCAAGCGAUGAGUCUGCAUCCUCUGACUCUCAUAGAUCGAGGAAUCAAGCUCUUCGGAACGAUGGUAGGAACGAGGACUGAAACGCUUGAGGCUCUUGAGUUUGUGCGAAGAGGUGUUGUCAAGCCUAUUGUUCAGACGGUCGGUUUCAGCGAAAUCGAAGAUCUAGCGGAAAGAUUCUCAACUCUGACCCUUGCAGACAUCCGGAAAACUGGUUAUUCGGUUCUUAUGCACCUGAGCCCAUACGAACACCUACCAUAUUGGAUUGGCAAGCGCUGGAAGAUACUACCCUCAUUUACUUAG